AUGACAAGCGCUGGCGCUGCGCCCUUCCACCACACGCGCGUGGUGCGUGGGGGUCUCAAGUGGCCAGCAGUGCGUGGCGCACGUCUGUUAGAAGCCAUUACGCCAGUCAGUUGCCACGAAGACGAAGAAGAAGGAGAUCAAGGAACUGAAAAUGACCGAAGACAAGGAUCUGAGUUUCCGUAUGAACUGGAGCUUUGCGUGCCGACAGCCGGUCACUUGGCUCUAGUAUUGGUGAAACGCACCCCAGGAGCUUCAUUGGACCCUUCUGUGGAUGAUGGCAAUACGACGCCGUCUUCGACUGCCACUACACCAGCUCCAGCUGAUCCACGUGUUGUCUACGUGCUGGAUGCACUUCCACCUUCCAGACGGGGACCUCAGGACGACAAGACCCGGAGAAAAACGAGUACACUGGGAGCGCAGUCGCCGCUGCAGCACGUGGACGAGCUGGAGCUGCUGCAAGAGCUCUUUGCACCUCAUACACGAGCUGCUGGGGGCAAAGAAGGCAGUGUAUUGAUCGAAGCUCCGCUACUGUGUGCUCGAUUCGACUGCCGCGUGGUUUCUAUUCAGUUUAUCCGGAGUGCGGCAAACUAUUAUCAGCUGCCGAGAACAUCUUUUCGAAGAGGAGACAGCAGAGGCCGUUAUUCUGCUUCGGCGUCUUCUGGUUCGUCAUCAUUGCAAGGAGCGACCACGUCCUCAAGAGUUAUUAGCACUGCAGCCCCGCUAAGAUGUGUCGUGGCAAGGGACGAUGGCAUGGCGUUUUUGUGGGAAUGGCAGGCAGAUUUGUUCCAGUGGGUGUUUCUAAACAAGCUUUGUUUCCUUGAGAAUCCGAAUUUGAAAUGGACAAGACCAGUUGUGGCGUUUACGACGAGCGAUUUACCGCUGGAUUGCAAAUUGUCGACCUUAAGUUUGAACACUAGAGGUGGCAAUGGCAAUGAAAGUGGUCCAAGUGGUGCGACGGAAUUCAUUUGGUGGUCAAGAGCAACAAAGCACGAGCCCAAGCUCAAAAUUCGGCGACUGCGUUUCGAACGCGCAACUGAUGCACUGCGGGCAACCGAUGUGGUUGUUGGGAAUGCGUUUAUCCCGAAGCCAUUCUGUAAUGAUGUUGUUGAGCUACUGAGCUCAAAAUUGGGUCUUUUUGUGAUUUCGCGAUCGCAGGGGGUGUUCUUCCGCAGCUCGGUAUCUUCACUUAAGACUGUGACACUAAAUUGGAAUCAGUUUUUUUUGCCUGAAGAAAGCAUAGCCCUGGAAAUGUCCCAGUUUGUUCUGUGUCUGCACAGUGUGACUGGUGAACUCGUGAUUUUACAUCGGGAGUCUGGAGGAAUCUACAUUGUGACACCGAAGUCUCCGAAUACGUCCACUAUAUUCAGCGGUGACACGCAUGAUAACGAGUCGUGUACUUUUCUUUUCGUACGAAGGAUAACUACAUUGACACCCUGGAAGCAGUCCAGUAGUGAUACGCUAUGCAACGAUGACCAAGCAUUUGAUGUGCGAGACGUUGUCGCACACCGGCAUGUCUUCCUCGUGCUCACUUGUAGUGUGCUUCACGUUUACGCACUGAUCACUGGCGAGCUUCUCGAGACAGUGAGCUUGCCAAAUGUAUUGGCCUAUUCUUCUCAGCGACGUGGAGGUGAGAAAUGCAAGUUCUGGACGAUUUCAGGCGGGGCAAGCUCCGUAGGGUUAUGGGCUCCGUGUGGAUUCUGGACAAUCCGGUUGCCCCCAGCAGAGGCGGUUGCAGCCGCUUUGCGUCAACCGCAGUCUGAUAAGCAAAAAGACAAACGUGAGUUCCCCAAUGCAUCGUUUCUAGCAGUGAAGGACUAUGGUACAGGUAAUUCGCAUUGGGAUGCGGUGCGGUACGGCCUUGACAUUUUGGCGAGACUGACUCCUUCGGCGAUGAAUCCGACUCAUAUUUCUCCCGAAGUGUGGGAAACAGUGUGGCACGCUGUGUCAAGUCCAGCACUAGUCUUGGCUCUUCUUGACAAUUGGGCUGAAUCUGAGCACAUUGUUCAUGAACUUACGCGGCACGUAGCCUCGAUCUAUGCUGCUGCGAGUAGCAUUCGCUCACCCGAAGGACUGAGUGAUCCGAUAACUCCAAGAACAAAUGAAAACCCUUUGCUUAGGUUGACACCUGCUAAUGUGGAGUCACUGCACCAUCUCUCUAACUGGAUUUUCCUGGCCAAGCGCAAGCUUGCUUGCCUGGAAACGGCUGGUAGUAAUCUGCCGACUCCACCAAUGACUGAAUCGUCGGAUCGAUGUGCGAGCACCCACCAGUAUUCAGCGAUGACCGAGCUGACUGGUGUACUCGCUAACGAAGACGAUUUGUCGAUUGCGCAUGACAGGCAGCACAGUAUUCAGCGGAAGGAUUCGAUACUGGACCCAGAGGAUACGCGCAACUUCCGACUGAGUCGAAAAUUGCGGCCCAUGAGCAGUUUGCGCUUCGCCGGUGGUUGUAGCACUAGCUUGGAACGGCAAGGACGUCAGUGGCUGUUGCAGCUUGAGUCUUUUCUAUUAGACGGUGUCGCUUUCAAGAAUAAACAUCGAUCUAGUGGGACUCGUCGUGUGAUCCGAGCGGAGAUGGCACCUAGUCAUCGGCUGUUUCAUAGUGAGCGAGUCUUGUCCGAUUUCUGCCACGUUGCAGCGUCUUCGUUUUCGAAGCACAUGUACCUGGAAUCGAUGAGCCGAUUGUAUCUACUGUACGAGCCUGGGUCGGUGCUCCCAUUCGUCCGAUGCGUCGACUGUUUUUGUCCUCGGCUCUUCUGGUUAACUGGGCAUCAAUCUCUCUCUCGGUCCCAUGCAGAGCGGGCGCUGACACUUUUCCCGCCUUUAAAAUUUUUCACGAAUAAAGUGAUUCGAGCAAAGAAGCGCGGGGACGAUCAAGGGGCUAGAUCAUCGUUGUUAGCCUACGCAGAUCUGUUGAGCUACUGUGGCUACCACUCUGAAGCAUGCAGGGCGCUUUUGGAAUGUCACCUUUACGAAGAAAGCAAGCGCAAAUUUUUGUUGCUACUGAAGGAAUUGCAAGAUACGGCAAAUUCCAGCGAUGACGGGGAGAAGGAAAAGGUUCAGAUUUGGCUCGCGGCUUCGAGAGCUGUCUAUCUCCUAAUUUUGGAUUAUUGCACAAGUCACUGUAGCUCGACGGAGCUGAAUGUCGUGCUCAUGCUGAAGCCAGCUCAUGUGGAAGUGAUCCAUGUUCUAAGAGCACUCCGAACUGCCUUGUCUUGCAGCAAAUACCAACAACAACAAUCGAAGGACGACGGAGCUUGCUCUACCAGACUGACUGUUGGCAACUUGCGAUUGGUGCUUGCCAACCUGAUGCAGCAGCGGUGUAUUGGGAUGUCGAAGUGGCAUUGA
This is a messenger RNA of Peronospora matthiolae, 3345 nucleotides long. Lineage: Eukaryota; Oomycota; Peronosporomycetes; Peronosporales; Peronosporaceae. The record is from the annotation of a GenBank genome assembly.